Molecule: messenger RNA, 483 nt
Organism: Chelmon rostratus (copperband butterflyfish)
Lineage: Eukaryota; Metazoa; Chordata; Actinopteri; Chaetodontiformes; Chaetodontidae
Product: ladderlectin-like
Exons: 5
Coding region: 1-483 (160 amino acids)
Molecular function (GO): signaling receptor activity
Source: RefSeq, a predicted model, not a curated record
AUGUCUGUAGAUAACUGUUCAUUGUGCUGUCUGUGUUUCUCUGUGUUGGAGGAGGCAGCACCUCAAUCUCGCUUUAACUUCCGUCCAGUCGGCUGGUUGAGCCACAACUCUCGCUGCUACAAGUUUGUCAAUUCUCCCUUGUCCUGGUACAAAGCUGAGGAGCACUACAACAGCCUGGGUGCCCACCUGGCCUCCGUCACCAACCCCAGAGAGUACACCUUCCUCCAACAGAUCACACAGACAGCCGGUCAGAGCGUCGCAUGGCUGGGAGGCUUCAACCUGCAGGGCCAGUGGAUGUGGAUUGACCGUGAAGGUUUCUGUUACCCCAACUGGCAAAUCCUCUCCUCCACCAGCAGCUUCCCCUGCAUCUACUUAAGCUCCACCACUAAGUCCACCUCUGGAUGGCGUAAUAUCCAGUGUGGCACUGCUUAUCGCUUCAUCUGCUCCAUGAACCCAUUCAGCAAAUUCAUACUCAACAUCUGA